CGGCUUCUCCAAUGGCGUCAUUCGAUGAGGCACCACCCGGAGACACCAAGGCUGGUGAGAAGAUCUUCAAGAUCAAGUGCGCGCAGUGCCACACCGUCGACCAAGGUGCCGGUCACAAACAAGGACCCAAUCUGAAUGGUUUGUUUGGAAGGCAAUCUGGCACAACUCCUGGAUAUUCCUAUUCUGCAGCUAACAAGAACAUGGCUGUGAUUUGGGAGGAGAAGACCUUGUAUGAUUACUUGCUUAACCCCAAAAAGUACAUUCCAGGGACGAAGAUGGUGUUUCCUGGUCUCAAGAAGCCACAGGAUCGUGCUGAUCUGAUUGCAUAUCUGAAACAAUCCACUGCACAAUGAUUGAAUUUCCACACAUUCAGCUUAUCAAUGUGCUUUUGGAGUUCUGUCGAUUUAAUUUUUUGACAUUGGAUUUUCGGCAAAUAAAGUAGACUU
Lotus japonicus is the source of this 446-nucleotide messenger RNA. RefSeq names its product cytochrome c. Gene Ontology annotation, cellular component: mitochondrial intermembrane space. The transcript has a single exon. NCBI's taxonomy places the organism in Eukaryota, Viridiplantae, Streptophyta, Magnoliopsida, Fabales, Fabaceae. Gene Ontology annotation, molecular function: heme binding; electron transfer activity. The coding region runs from base 12 to 353 and encodes 113 amino acids. The record is from RefSeq and is a predicted model, not a curated record. Gene Ontology annotation, biological process: mitochondrial electron transport, ubiquinol to cytochrome c; mitochondrial electron transport, cytochrome c to oxygen.